Messenger RNA from Spirodela intermedia, 2541 nucleotides. NCBI's taxonomy places the organism in Eukaryota, Viridiplantae, Streptophyta, Magnoliopsida, Alismatales, Araceae. The record is from the annotation of a GenBank genome assembly.
AUGCCGACGCCGCUCUUCCUCCUCCUCCUCCUCCUCUUGGUCCUGUCUUGCUCCGCCGCCGCCCGCUCCUCCUCGACGGUGAGCUUCACUCCGGCAGACAACUACCUGGUGGAUUGCGGCGCGGGGAAGAGCCCCCAGCUCGCCGACGGCCGGACGUUCCGCUCCGACGCCCAGUCCUCCUCCUUCCUCUCCACCUCCGAGGACAUUCUGAUCGCCGCUGCCGGCGACAACUCCACUAAUGUUUCCGUCGCCCUUUCUCCGCUCCUGCUCUCCGCCAGGGUUUUCUCCGAGCGCUCCACCUACAGCUUCUUCAUCUCCAACCCUGGCCUUCACUGGCUCCGCCUCCACUUCUUCCCUCUUCCAGACCCGAGCUACAACCUCACCGGGGCCAUCUUCACGGUCACCACCGACUCCGUCGUCCUCCUUCGCGACUUCUCCCUGCCGGAGGCCACCCCUCUGGUCAAGGAAUACCUCCUCCCCAUCGAUGGGGACAGGGCCUCCCUCGUCUUCUCCCCCAAGAAGAGCUCCUUGGCCUUCAUCAACGCCAUAGAGCUGAUCUCCGCCCCCGACGCCCUCAUCCCCGACGGCGGCGCCGCCGCUCUCUCCUCUCCUCAGGGCCGGCGACGCCUCGAAGUACGCCCUCGAGGUGACGAACAGGGUCAAUGUCGGCGGCCCGGCCAUCGCCGCCGACGACACUUCCGGCGAACGUCCUCAAGGUGCCGUGGCAGCCCAGGUCGUCUCCACCAAGGUCGUGUUCCCCGAUGACGGUGCGGUGUCGCCGCUCAUCGCGCCGGCGGCGGUCUACGCGACGGCGGCGGAGAUGGCCGACGCCGACGUGGUGGACCUGGGGAGGUCGCCGUUGACCCAGGCUUCUCCUACCUGGUUCGGAUGCACUUCUGCGACAUCGUGAGCAAGAGCCUCAACACGCUCUACUUCAACGUCUACCUCAACGGGCUAGUCGGGGUGUCCGGGCUCGACCUGUCCGCGUUGACCUCGGGACUCGCCGUCCCCUACUUCAAGGAUUUCGUGGUCAACGCCUCCGCCGUGGCCGACUCGAGCAUCCGGAUCCAGGUAGGCCCCGCCGCCGGGAUGGACGCCGGCGCCCCCAACGCCAUCCUCAACGGGUUCGAGGUCAUGAAGCUGAGCAACUCGGCGGGGAGCCUCGACGGCUUCUUCUCCAUCGACGGAUCCUACCGCGGGGGGGACGCCGGUGCCCCCGCAGGCGGCGCCGCCUCGCGGAAGGUCGUCUCCGCCGUGGGGCUCUCCAUGGCGGCGGCGGCGAUUGCGCUGCUGGGGGUGGGCCUGUACAGGUGGAGGAGGAGGCCCGACGACUGGGAGAGGCGGAACAGCUUCUCCUCGUGGCUGCUCCCCCUCCACGCGAGCCAUUCCACCUUCUCGAGCAGCUCCAGCAAGGACGGCGGCUCCCACCGGCGGCAGAGGUUCGGCUCCAACAAGAGCAAGAGCGGCUACUCGAGCUUCUUCGCCUCCGGCGCCGCCCUCGGCCUCGGCCGCUACUUCACGUUCGCCGAGUUGCAGGAGGCCACCCGCAACUUCGACGACAAGGCGGUGCUCGGUGUCGGAGGGUUCGGCAAGGUCUACCUGGGGGAGCUCGACGACGGCACGAAGCUCGCCGUCAAGCGGGGGAACCCCUCCUCGGAGCAGGGGAUGAACGAGUUCCAGACGGAGAUUCAGAUGCUCUCCAAGCUCCGCCACCGCCACCUCGUCUCCCUCAUGGGCUACUGCGAUGAGAACUCGGAGAUGAUCCUCGUCUACGAGUACAUGGCCAACGGUCCUCUGCGCGACCACCUCUACGGCGGGGCCUCCCGCCCUCUCCUCUCCUGGAAGCAGCGGCUCGAGAUCUGCAUCGGCGCCGCACGCGGCCUGCACUACCUCCACACCGGCGCCGCGCAGGGGAUCAUCCACCGCGACGUGAAGACCACCAACAUCCUCCUCGACGAGAACCUGGUCGCCAAGGUCGCCGACUUCGGGCUGUCAAAGGCGGCGCCCACCGUCGAGCAGACCCACGUCAGCACCGCCGUCAAGGGGAGCUUCGGGUACCUCGACCCCGAGUACUUCCGGCGGCAGCAGCUGACAGAGAAGUCCGACGUCUACUCCUUCGGCGUGGUGUUGUUCGAGGUGCUCUGCGCUCGCCCCGCCAUCAACCCAGCUCUGCCGAGGGAGCAGGUGAACCUCGCCGAAUGGGCCAUGCAGUGCCACCGUAGGAAUCAGCUGGAGAAGAUCAUCGAUCCGCACCUGGCAGGCACCAUCGCCGCCGCCUCCCUGAAGAAGUACGUUGAGGCGGCGGAGAAGUGCCUGGCCGACUGCGGCGUCGACCGGCCCUCCAUGGGUGACGUGCUCUGGAACCUCGAGUACGGGCUGCAGCUGCAGGAGGCCUCCCCGGGCCAGCCCGAGGAGCGCUCCUCCCUCUCCGCCAUCGACGAGGUCUCCGAGAUCGUCCCCCCCGCCCCCGACGCCGCCGCCGUCGACGAUGACGAAGACUCAGUCGCCAUUGUCGCCUCUCGGAUGGUUCAGGGGAGGUGA